Acanthoscelides obtectus is the source of this 847-nucleotide messenger RNA. Lineage: Eukaryota; Metazoa; Arthropoda; Insecta; Coleoptera; Chrysomelidae. The record is from the annotation of a GenBank genome assembly.
AUGUCCAAGUAUGUUCGAGACAUUCGAAAUAAACUCGAAUAUUACUACAAAAUUGCCCGCGUGAGAACUGACGAACAGAAGCAAAAAGCAAAAAUUCGCUUUGAUAGUAGAGUGUCACCCAAUUUACAAUCAUAUAAAAUUGGCGAUAAAGUCUUUGUGAAACAGUCUCAAAUUUCAAACAAACUUCAGAACAAAUUUGAUGGUCCAUUCGAAAUUACUCAAGUUUUUGAAAAUUCUGCGCUCCUUAAGAACCCGGAAACAAAUAGAAUAAGUAAAGUUAAUUUUGACAGACUGAAACCAUGUUUUGAGACUUAAUGGGUGGCGAAGAAGUUUAUGGAAUUCGGAAUCCAGGAAUAACUUCAACUAUAAAAACGAUGGUGUCACAUGGUAAAAGUGCGAUGCAUACACUAUUAUGUAUUGAUUGGAGCUUAAGUGCCGAGAACUCGGCUAUAUGGGAUGACGAAAGCAAAGUUUUUAUUGGUAGGAUACCCCUAAAACAUAUAAUGGGAUUCGCAGAAGACUACAAAAAAGGGAUUCCUAAUUUAAAGCGAGAGCUUCUGUUGGUCAUUGAACAUACUACAACAUGAACAUUCCUGAACAUAUGAUGGAUACGAUUAUUCGUUAUUGAUGGCAGCCAUCAGCCUGAUCAUCUCCAACUUUCAACUGUCGACAUAUCUUUGGAAUUUGAUGCCAGGAAAUCUGCAUUUCCAUUCCACACUAAGGUGUAUGCAUUAGUUAUUCAUGACUCAUGCAUCAGUUUCAAUGCUUUUGAUGGGUCUAUCCAAAAUGGACUUAUUCAUUCCUAUUAAAUGUUUUUGUAAGUGUGAAAUAAAACACAUUUUCUUAC